AUGAAUAUCUCAAAAUCAAAAAAUUCUGUUCCCUAGGACAAACCUCUCAAAAGUCCCUAACCAGAUAUACUAUCUAUGCCCAUGCAACCAUUAAGAAUUGAUAUGCUCCUCAACUCCAAAAAUAAAUUGGAAACCCAACAAUCAACCAAAGCAUUAGAUAUAGUCAAAUAAAUGCAUCAAAGUAGUACAGGAAAUUUAAAAUUGGAUACCUCUAUCAACAAAUCAAAAGAACAUCUAUUAAAGAAAACUCCUACUAAAACAACUGCUAGUUUUCAUUAUGAUAAAACUCCUGACAAUUCCUAAAUAAAUUAAUCAUAUAGUCCUCACACUCAUGCUUGCUUAAAACCAUAACUUAAAUAAUCAGAAGAAUAAUUAAAUAUCAAGAAUAUUUCUUCAUAAAAAUCCCUUUUGUAAAAAGAUCAAAGCGAUAGAAUAGAGUAACUUAAUUUAUUAUUGAGAGAGUAAAAAUAAUAAAUAAUGCAAAAGGAGCAAGAAAAUUAAAAAUUAUAAGAGGCUAACAUUCGUUUAAAUUAAGAUAAUCAAAAAUUAUAUACUCAAACAGAGGAAAUGUUAAAGGAUCUUGAGUAUAUGAGAUCUAAUUUUGAGUAAUAAAAUAAGGAUUUUAAUCUUCUAAAAUAAUAAAAUCAACAAUUAUUAGAAGAUAUGAAACUAAUACGAAGUGAGAGAAACAAAAUGAUUAAUAAUAACAAUGAAUAACUUUUAAUUUAAAAAAAUAAGGAAAUUUCAUAAUUGUAAAGUGAAUUAAAUGAGCAUAAACAACUGCUAUUAGCUAAGGAUUCAUCCAUUCAACAUUUGAAACAUUAGUUUGAAAAUUUAGAAUAAUAAUAAUAUGAUAUAAUGAAUAGGUUGGAAUAAAAGUAAGAUGAGCUAUAAACAUUAAAACAAUAACAAUAAUUAAAUAUUCUAAAUCAAAAGAAAAGCAAUUAAUUUGAGUCUUUAUCAAGAAGAUCAUCUGUGUAAAACGAUGUCUUAUUGUAUCAGGCUCAAUUAGAGCAAUUACAAAAAGAAAAAGAAAUAUGUGAAUAAAAAUUAGUUGAAAUGUAAACUGUUAUAAAUUAAUUCUUAUUAAAGGAAAAGAAGGUAAACCAACCACCCAAUAAUUCCGUUGUUUAACAAAAAGAAUUUAAUAAAAUGAAACAAAUUAUUUAAAUCUAAAAAAGAUAAAUUGAAUCAUAAUAGAAAACCAUUAUGAAUUAGCAUUAUGAAAUCUAAAAUCUAUAAACUUUAUUGUAUUGCUCUAAUGAAUAAGACAGUUAAUUUAACAAAAAGACAUUUGAUUCCAAUGAUGCAGAUAAAUAUUCACUGUAAUCUGCAGAUAUAUAUCAUCAUAUAUAAGAAAAAGAAAAUGACAGAAAUAGCUUAAGCGAGCAUUUAGGUGCUCAUCAUCUUACCUUUUAAUAAUAACAAGGAUCUAAAUUUAUUAUGGAAGAUACUUUUAGAAAUUUAGACAAUGAAUUAAACUCGCAUAAUACUAUAACAGAUUGA
Messenger RNA from Paramecium tetraurelia, 1506 nucleotides. RefSeq lists its product as uncharacterized. The transcript has 2 exons. The record is from RefSeq and is a predicted model, not a curated record. NCBI's taxonomy places the organism in Eukaryota, Ciliophora, Oligohymenophorea, Peniculida, Parameciidae.